This is a messenger RNA of Vicia villosa (hairy vetch), 627 nucleotides long. Its product is annotated as nodulin-26-like. Gene Ontology annotation, cellular component: membrane. The record is from RefSeq and is a predicted model, not a curated record. The transcript is spliced from 4 exons. NCBI's taxonomy places the organism in Eukaryota, Viridiplantae, Streptophyta, Magnoliopsida, Fabales, Fabaceae. Gene Ontology annotation, biological process: transmembrane transport. Gene Ontology annotation, molecular function: channel activity. Bases 1 to 627 code for a protein of 208 amino acids.
AUGGGUGAUAAUUCAGAUAGUAAUAGAAACCUUGAUGUGGUUUUAAAUGUAAGCAACGAUGCCACGAAAAGUGUGACGAGUCAUAUCUCUGGUGCUCAUUUCAAUCCUGCAGUCACCAUUGCUCAUGCCUCCACCAAAAGAUUUCCAUUGAUGCAGGUACCAUCAUAUAUAAUUGCUCAACUCAUUGGAUCAAUACUUGCAAGUGGAGCUCUCAAAAUUAUAUUCAGUGACAAAGAAAAUCAUUUUGUGGGAACACUUCCUGCUGGUUCUAAUCUCCAAGCUUUUGUGGUUGAGUUUAUAAUCACUUUCUACCUUAUGUUCAUCAUUUCUGGAGUUGCCACCGAUAAUAGAGCGAUCGGUGAAUUGGCAGGACUUGCAGUUGGAUCUACAAUUAUUAUAUGUGUGUUAUUUGCCGGACCAAUCACGGGAGCAUCAAUGAAUCCAGCGAGAAGUUUAGGGCCAGCUAUUGUACACCACGAAUAUAGAGGAAUAUGGAUAUAUUUGGUGUUACCUACUCUAGGAGCAUUGGCUGGUACGCAUGCAUAUGCUUUCAUUAGAUUCACAAGCAAACCAGUGCGUGAGCUCACCAAGAGUAGUUCAUUCCUUAAAGGUUCGGGAAGCAUGUGA